Molecule: messenger RNA, 924 nt
Organism: Haliotis rubra (blacklip abalone)
Lineage: Eukaryota; Metazoa; Mollusca; Gastropoda; Lepetellida; Haliotidae
Exons: 9
Coding region: 17-862 (281 amino acids)
Source: RefSeq, a predicted model, not a curated record
UGUAAUUCAGAAGAAAAUGACGUGCCAGGAAAUCCUCGCUUUGUUGUUUUGUUCCACAUGUUACUGGAUUUCGCCCACUCUCUGUGCAACCACAGAAGCUCCUUCUCCCUUAUGUGAAAGUGGAGAAAGCGACCUGUGCGUCCUGAUACCGGCCGAGCUGUGUCCAGUAGAAGUGAUAGCAGACCUCUGCCCCGUCUCAUGUGGAGAAUGCGGAGAUGUGGAUAGAUGUACCCUCCCCGAGCUACAGAUCUGCCAGGUGUUCACCAGUCCAGCGUUCUCAGCUUUGUGUAACGAGCCGUUGGUUGGCGAAACACUGUGCCCCACAGCUUGUGGAACCUGCGAUCCAGACACUACACCCGCACCAGGCCCAGGUGGAUCGUGUGACCUCACGUGUGGAGAUGACGAGAUUCCCGAUGAUACAACUUGUACCUGUGUCCCUGUCAACGCGAACUGUGCCGUUAGAGACCAGCCCUUCUGUCCAGUACUGGCCAACAACCCAGUAUACGCUGCCCUGUGUGACAACCCUCUCAUGGGUAUCCAGCUGUGCCCAGCUUCCUGUGGGCGUUGUGACAAAUGUUCGUCCGCCGACUUUUACAUAUGCCCCGUGAUAACUGCUGACCUCGACAGGUACUGUGCGUUCGAAGGAGUCAGAGAUCUGCUCUGUCCACAGACAUGCGGCCAGUGUGACACUGGCACUAGUACAACUGAUAGUCCGUGUGACGUCACAUGCGCGGACAAUGAGACGCUGAACUCGGACACGUGUACAUGUGAAGCAGCAGAGAAUCGAAUAUGCACCAUCCUCAUCGACAACAACCUGUGUGAGAUCCUGUCCCUCUACGCUAGCGCGUGUCCCGGAUGUUGAACAAGGUCAAGUAUGGACUUGCAAAGUGUCUAGCAAUGGCAGAAAUAAACAGUACUCCGCUA